UCUAGUCCGCGGCGAGUUUACAAUAUUUAGUCUCGUCUCAAUCACUAACAACUUGUAAAGGCGAUUGCAUAGGCGCUACGAUCCUUCUGUUGUGACGAACCCUCUCCGGAGUCUGAUGUUCCCACCAACUCUCUCCUAGACUAUGCCACCUGACCCAACAACAAACACGAACCAUUCCACUGGGAACUCUGCGAGAGAGAGAGAGAGAGAGGAGACUCUGAUUAAACCAAGCCGAAUAGCUCCAAAGCGGUGGCGAACUCCGAAGUUGAAAGUUUGCGUUACAGGUGAAUAUACGACUAAGAAGGAUAAUGAUAGGAAUAAGGAUGGUGGUGGAGGAGUUGGGGGACGCUUUUCAUUUCGUUUGCUCAGUAGAAUUCUGGAGAAUGGCAGUGUUUUGGACACUCUCUCUCCUCAUCUCCUACUGUCACCUCUUGUUUGCUCCCAAUUCUAAGUCCUACCCACGUUGCGCCCCUGCAACCUCUUCUAUCAAUAUCAAGCCCGUCUGCAUUAUCACCGGCGCCACAUCUGGGUUGGGUGCGGCCACUGCCUAUGCACUUUCAAAGCAAGGUUUCUGCGUUGUUCUUGUUGGACGGUCCUCCCAUUUGUUAUCGAAGACGGUGGGAGAGAUAAAAAGUUGGAAUAGGGAUGCCCAUCUCAAACAUUUUGAGGUUGACAUAUCAUCCUUCCAGUCAAUAUUGAACUUUAAGGGCUCCCUUAAGCAGUGGCUUUCAGAUUCAAAUAUGCAUUCUUCAAUUCAAUUAUUGAUUAACAAUGCUGGGAUACUAGCAACAUCAUGUAGACUCACGGCUGAAGGCUAUGAUCAGAUGAUGGCUACGAAUUACAUUGGUGCAUUCUGUCUGACCAAACUUUUACUACCACUUCUCACAAACAGCCCUGUUCCUUCCCGGAUUGUGAAUGUUUCAUCAUUUACGCAUCGAUCUGUUUUUAAUAUGCAGGUUGACAAGGAAACUAUUUCUGGGAAGUGCUUUAUAAGAUCAAAACGAUAUCCAUAUGCUCAUAUUUAUGAAAAUUCCAAAUUAUGCCUACUGCUGUUCUCCUAUGAGUUUCACCGACAGCUUGAUUUGAUGGAAAAAUCUCAUCAGGUCUCUGUCAUUGCUGUGGAUCCUGGAACAGUAGAAACCAAGAUUAUGCGGGAAGUUCCUUCAUGCCUUUCCGGUGUAGCGUUUAUAGUCUUGAAACUUCUGGGCCUUUUGCAAUCUCCUGAAAAAGGCAUCAACUCUAUUCUUGAUGCAGCCCUUGCCCCACCAGACAUAUCUGGAGUAUACUUUUUUGGUGGAAAGGGUAGAACUCUCAACUCUUCUGCACUGUCGCACAACACUAAACUUGCACAGGAACUUUGGAACACUUCAUGUGAUUUGUUUUUGCAGUCACAGUUUUUUGUUAAGGAACUUUGUUAAGGAUUGCGGUAGGGAGGAAUUUUCGGAUUCUCUUCGUCAACCGAAAGAACAGAGAAAGAUUGUGCAUCUGAAAUGGUGGCAGUUAGCUUAUCCUUGAGAUGUGUUCUCACUUAGGUUGCUUCAUGGAUGCUUUGAUAAAUGAAGAUCUGUAAUUGGAACUUGUUUACAUAUAUAAGCCUUAGUGAAAUCCUUGAGAGCUUUUCAGGAAUCAUGGUUCUUUAAAAGCAAGGCUGACAGAAGAAACGUGCAACACAGCAAUGGAAGCCAAAGAGGGACAUUGUCUUUGGGACAGGUUUGUGUUGCCUGUGGAUAAAGUCAAGAAGCAAGAGGGAGGUGGAGUCCAUUAUGUCCAUAUUAAUAAAAAGUUUUGGGAUAUAAGUUUCGCCAGCAAAUCUGAAAAAUGCUGGUGUUAGAGUUCAUUUGCAUGCCAUCUCUUAUGUUGUAGCAAAAUUCAAAUGAAUGAGCUUGUUAUCCACCCUUUCCAGGGAUUUUAGAUGUAUUUUAUACCAGGAAUCGUCCUUUUUAUCAGCAGGUUAAUAAAAGGUUUUUAAAAUGCUUGUAAAAAUUUCAUGCAUUUUAGA
Alnus glutinosa is the source of this 1999-nucleotide messenger RNA. RefSeq lists its product as uncharacterized. Lineage: Eukaryota; Viridiplantae; Streptophyta; Magnoliopsida; Fagales; Betulaceae. The coding region runs from base 309 to 1418 and encodes 369 amino acids. The transcript is spliced from 9 exons. The record is from RefSeq and is a predicted model, not a curated record.